AUGGUGCUGCCCCCCUGCCCCAUGGCGGAGUUCGUGGUGCCGCGGCACAGCGCGGUCAUGGAGCGGCUCCGCCGGCGCAUCGAGCUCUGCCGGCGGCACCACAGCGCCUGCGAGUCCCGCUACCAGGCCGUGUCCCCGGAGCGCCUGGAGCUGGAGCGCCAGCAAACCUUCGCCCUGCACCAGCGCUGCCUGCAGGCCAAGGCCAAGCGGGCCGGCAAGCACCGCCAGCCGCCCCCGGCGCCGCCGCCGCCCGCGCCCCCUCCGCCCGCCGCGGCCGCCGCGGGCAGCGCCGAGAGGAGCGGAGCCAACGGGCUGGACGGAGAGGCCGCCGGCGCCGAGCAGCACGGCCGCAGCAGCGCCCUGAUCGCGCAGCUCCAUGAGACUGUGAAAAGAAAGCUCGACAGUGCUGCUUCCCCUCAGAACGGAGACCAGCAGAAUGGCUAUGGAGACGUAUUUUCUGUGUCCAAGAAGCUGCGUCGCGAUGACGGUCUUGGAGUGAGUGGUUCUUCCAAUGGAAUGCCCCCUGUGUCUCCACUCCAUCAUCUUGACAAGAAAUCUGGCAACGGAGAUACCUUACAACUUAACGGGAAACAUCCCAUGGGGCUGGAUGGCAUCAGCAAGAAGUGUCUUCCAGAUUCCAGCCUGCAGAUGAAUGGAGGUGGCGAUGCUGAUGAUUCAUUUCCUCUGAGUUUGAACAAAGAGUUGAAGCAGGAGCCCGUAGACGAUCUUCCCUGUAUGAUUGCUGGAGCAGGGGGUUCUAUAUCUCAGAAUAACUUGAUGCCUGAUCUAAAUCUAAAUGAGCAAGAAUGGAAGGAACUUAUUGAGGAGCUUAAUAGAUCAGUGCCUGAUGAAGACAUGAAGGAUCUCUUUAAUGAUGACUUCGAAGACAAAAAAGAUGCAGAUUCUUCAAAUUCAGCUGCACAGACUCCAUUGGCACAAGAUAUUAACAUAAAGACUGAGUUUUCCCCAGCACCCUUUGAACAAGAGCAGCUGGGAUCUCCCCAGGUUAGAUCCACUUCUUCAGGUUCAGCAUUUAUUGGUGCUGCUUCUGUACCUGUAAGUGCCGCUUCUCCAGCGGUCGGUAGUUCUCAGGCUAUGUUCCAGCCUUCCACUCGGUCAAUGACUGAAAAUCCUAAUCAGCCCAUGAUGCAGGCAUCAAACCACUCUCAGAACGUCCAGAGGCCUCUCCCCAGUGUGUUGUUACCUGGGAAGGGUCCAGGAAGUGCCAAAGAAAUGUCUUCUGCUCAUCAACUUCAGCAGAUUGCUGCCAAGCAGAAGAGAGAUCAGAUGUUGCAGAACCAGCAACAAGCUUCACAAGUCCACCAAACGAAUCAGAUGUCUACGUGGCCACAGUCUGGGCCUUCCCAUAGUCCACUGGCUGUCCCAUAUACCAUGGAAAAUCCCACUAGCCCAUCAGUUUAUCAGCCAGACUUCAACAAUCAGAAACUCAUGAUGCCUAAUUUGGGAAAUAAAAGCUCGCCGAGAGCUGGAGGCAAUUACCAUGUGAACAUCUUGGGUCAUCAGCAAAACAGCUUGAACCAGAACCCUGUGAAUAGUCAGGGCUCUAUGCUGGACUAUGGGAACACCAAACCUCUUUCCCAUUACAAAGCAGAGUGUGAGCAGGGGGUUGCAGUCCCUGGGCAGAACAAGACCCCCAUGCUGGCCUACAUCCAGCAGCGGCAGCAGGCACCGCUGUCCCACGUGAGCGACGAGCAAAAUGGGAUGAUCCUGUUGAAACCCAAGCCUGGAAACAUUGCCUACCGACUGCCACACAGUCAGGAUCAAAACCCUUCUCCUAACGUUCCUCGCGUUCCCGUCUCUGUCCCGGGCCCUGGUGUGGGUGCCCAGGCUCCAAACGUCUCCAUGGCAGGUAACCACAGCAACUCAGCUUAUCUCAGCAAUCAGCAGCAAGCAGCAGUGAUGAAGCAACACCAAAUGCUGAUGGACCAGCAGAAGCAGAGAGAGCAGCAACAAAAGCACCUGCUCAUGGAGCAACAGAAGCAGCAAUUCCUCAUGGAACAGAGGCAGCAGCAUUUGCUGGCAGAACAGGAGAAACAGCGGCAGCAGCAGGAGCAGCAGCUGCAGCGGCACCUGACUCGGCCUCCUCCCCAGUACCAGGAUCAACCACAGAAUCCAUACCAGCAACAGGUUGGACAGUUCACAGGGUCAUCUUCAGCCAUGCCUGGGGUCAGUAAUUUAGGACAGUCCAGCUCCAGUAGCCCACGGAUGUUUCCUCAGACCCAGAACAUGAUUCAGAUGGGACCUGGACACACUCCUGUUCCUCCACUCCAGUCGGGCUCCAGUCAGCAGGACCGGGGGGUGACUCAGUAUCCCAAUAUGCAAAACAUUCAGCGCGGGGGAUUGUACAACCUGGCGUCUGGAAUGACACAGAUGGUUCCCCAGCACACAGCUCCAAGUGCCAAUGGACAGACUCCAAUGCAGAGGCAGGGCAGCUUGGGCCAGGGCACUGCUGUUCCUGCUGGCUAUGGGCAGAACACCUUAGCAAACUCAAGUAUUUCUCAGCAGCACAAUAAAGGUGCACUGAAUCCAACCUUGUCUAAGCCACAGAUGGCAAGAGUACCAGCUGCUAUGGGGGCUCAAAAUCCAUCUUGGCAACACCAAGGUAUCCCUAAUAUUAACAACCAGACACAAGCAAACAGUGGCUUAGGACCAUUUACUGCCAACUCCUCUUUCCACAUGCAGCAGACUCAUCUAAAGAUGUCCAACCAACAGUUUGCCCAGGGAAUGCCUCAGGUAAGCCUAAGCACCAGCAGACCCAUGACCUCGAUGAACGCUGCCGUCUCUGGGCAGAUGUUGUCAUCAUCUUUAGGUGCACAGCCCCGGACAAACCCACCUACACAGCAGCAGGUACCCUCACAGCAAGUGCUGCCUGGCAUGAACCAGACUGUUCCAGACCUGAAUGCUUUCAACCAGAAUCCAAAUCAGCAAAUGCCCAACAGAGGAAACCUGCACUGUAGCCAAGGGUACCCUGUGAGGACAACCAGUCAGGAGCUGCCUUUCUCCUACAGCGGCCAGUCGGGCAAUAACGGACUUCAGAACUUAACUGGUGACACAGACCUGAUAGACUCUUUGCUGAAAAACAGGACUUCAGAGGAGUGGAUGAACGAUUUGGAUGAGUUGUUAGGAACUCAUUAAAAUGGGGCCGGGGGUGGGGGUUCUACUUUUUUUAAUUAUUUCAUGACAUAUAAACAACACUUGGACCAAAAAAAAAAAAAACAACCUGUGGCAUUGAGGAGACUUGCAGGCAUUAGAGGUAAAAUGGUUGGGAAAAAGACUGGAGCUGCUUCUCAAUGAGUGUUGACACACGGUCACGGUGCACCAAGCGGGUCUGUGGGAGGAGUGCACGUUAUCUGGGGUCUCUGAGGAGUCGCACACUUGAACAGGUCAAAAAAAUACUGUGUCCUAGCCAGCCUUCCAGAAAUCUCACUUGCAGUGUUCUAAGAGUAAAUUUUUUAAUUAUUUAAAAAAUAAAACAAAAAUUCCACAGAAAUAGUGCAGAAAGAAAGCAAAUAGUUGCACAAAUUGUGUUUAGGGCUUAGUCUGCAGCUAUUACUUGCAAUAAUUAUUUGUUUGUAGCUUGACAUGUUGUUAUAGUACUGUCCAUCCAACUUCUGACUUUUUAUUUGAGAAGAGGCUGUUAUGCACCUGAGCACGCUUGCAAAAUGUUUGGACUUGUUUCUUUUCCCCGUUGCUGAAGCAUGUGCCUGUACUCUCAGUAAGCAAGUGGUAUUUCACAGUAAAUAUAUCUAGAUGCUGGUAAUAGAUGAGAGGAAGUAUUAAAACCUGGCCAGUUAGUCUAGACAGUCAUCUUCCUUCAUAGAUUGUAGUCUUUUAAGCUGCAGUUUGCACUCUGUUGUAGAGAGGCACAGUUCUUGGCUUGUACCUUGCUGUGUUUAAAGGGGGAAUUUCUCACGGGAGAACUUUUAAACUAUAGUAGGUUUAACGUGAAUUGUAAAGCCAUUUACUUUGCACCUGUUUCUUCAUAACUUAUUUCCAAAGGUAGUUGUAUUUAAAUGAAGGCUUUGCUUCAUGACAGCUCAUCUAGUUUUCUUUGUUGUAAAAGGUAAAACUAACUUUUGAGAUCACUUCAUUCCCCGAAGUUAGCAAUGAGUUAGUAAUGAGCACAAGACUUUGUCACUUCAGGAUAAAAAUGAGGAAAAAAGAAUUUGGCUGGGAGGUGGAAAGUCCUUAUGAGCAAUAAUAGCACAGGCAGCCUGGGAGAAUAGUUGUAUCAGGGUUGCUCCAAUAUGGAAGUCUCCCCCUUUAAAUACUUCGGUUUUUUAAUACUGGGUUACGAGUUUGAUAAUCUUUCUAUAGUCUGGUGGAUUUACUUCUUUAAUAUCCCUUGAAGCAGAUGCUGGUUCUUCAGCUCAGCCCAAGGGGAUCUCUUAUCCAUAUGUUGGGAUUGGUCCCAGAAAGGACAAAACACAAUGGGAACAGUCAGUGUUCCAAAGUCCUUACUCUCUACCAAAAAAAUCCCUUAUCCACCAACAAACCACCUUGCCUUAACCUUUAUUUUAAAAAGAAAAUAAAGUUGAAAGCUUUUGUUUGAAAUGCACAAAUACCUCUUCCCUUUCUAAAUCUACUUUCUUGGAAAGCUCCUUUAAACUUUCUAACCAAACCCAGCGUUGUGAUUUUAAAGCAAUUUCCUUCAACAUAGACUGGCUUCUUCAGGAGUUUUCUGCACUGCAGAAUUGUGUGAGAGAGGGUUUUUCCAGAGGGUGUGAAGGGAAGUGAAAGAUAUCAUUGGUUUCAAAGAAGGAAAAUAUUUUACUGUAUCUGCAGCUCCUUUAUGAGACAAUUUGCACUUUUAAAAACUGCUUUUUUAACACUAAUACUUUAACCCUUUCCAAAUAUGCAUGGAACAUGGUUUGUGCAGCACACUUACCUAGUGUGGAUGAAUUCUGCUCUGUUGAUCAGAUUUGCUGUUGUAUCAUGUUGAACUGUUGGUGAAAGAUGUGCAUUGAUCAGUGGAUCCCACCGUUCAAUAGUGGAUAAAACUUCCCUGAAGCAGGCUUAAUCCCUCCUAGAGCUUUUGAAAAGGUAACAUAAAGAUUCUCUUUGGAUGGGAAGACAGAGGUGUUGGUGACUUUGCUUGUUGACACUUCUGAUAUUUUCUAGAAUAAGUAGUUGAGAUGCAAAUAACUGAUGCUAACUCUUCUUAUACUGGCAAUCUAAGAAAAGAGCUAGUGAUCUUGGUUUACUUUUAAGUUGAACCAAAACCUGGUCCAAGGUAAGUGUCAUUAGAAGAUUAUAGAUAUAAACUAGCAAUGGCAGGGGAAGGAGUGUUUGCUGUAUUUUUAUUUUUAAGGGUUAACUUUGCACCAGUGUGCCUUCCCUUCCUGUCGGGGGUGCUUGGGACCUCAAUUUCAAG
This is a messenger RNA of Lepidothrix coronata (blue-crowned manakin), 5395 nucleotides long. RefSeq names its product mastermind like transcriptional coactivator 1 (gene MAML1). Gene Ontology annotation, molecular function: transcription coactivator activity. Bases 1 to 3156 code for a protein of 1051 amino acids. Gene Ontology annotation, cellular component: nuclear speck; nucleoplasm. Gene Ontology annotation, biological process: Notch signaling pathway; positive regulation of transcription of Notch receptor target. The transcript has 5 exons. Lineage: Eukaryota; Metazoa; Chordata; Aves; Passeriformes; Pipridae. The record is from RefSeq and is a predicted model, not a curated record.